CUCCCUGUGUUCUUGUCUGCAUCAACACCAUAUAGAUAUUAUCAUACACGCCGCAAUCAUAGUUGGACUUUUCUCUGUUCAAUCUCAAUACAUUGCCAAACGCUGAACUCUUCGGCUCAGGCUUGUCUUUUCAGUUGGUGUGCCUGUGUAAAGACGGAUCCAAGUUCCCCGAGGAUCGGACCAUUGCCCGAGUCAGAUUCCAUCAUGGCUGAAGGUGAAAGCUUGAUUGAUGACCGGAGGACCAAACCUGCUUCUUGAGAUGGAAGACCGACCCCUGCCUUGACGAAGGGCACCCUUUUAGUUAUUUGAACUGAGUUAAGUCCCAUCUCACGACGGGCACUUUCCAAAAUUGUCCCAUUGACGCCUCCUCCAGUGUCCAGUAUGUGAAUUUUGACAUUGAUCUCAACACAGUUGGAUCGUAGUGGCCUCCUACUAGUCUGCAAGUGUAGAGAAAGUAAACAGUCAUAUGUGUACCCGACUUCCUUCCACUGGCUAUUGGAACAAUGGAGGGUAAUCCAUUAAAACAUGAAGCGACUGUUUGUUGAAGAGCAGGAGUACUGAUCAAGGAAGUCCUAAUCAGCUUCAACUGCCUCACUAAGGUAUUUAGCAAUAUUGGCAAAUAAGGAGUUCAAUAGUAACUAGCGCCGUCGUGCCACCAGUGUCGACUACAGCUUAUCGUUGUUGUAUAAGGGAUUGACCACAGUUUCAAAAAGAAGAACAAUGUAUUAAUUGAUUGAUGCCAAGUUCAACAUAAGGUAAUCAAUGACUAAUUGUUGCAAGGAGGAAAGUACUGCCAUCUUAGCGAUUGUUCAAGAAGGAUCAGUGGCAGACUAAAUGGUUUGACAAUAUUUAUGGAAAAGGCUAAUCUUGUCGCGUACGGGAGAACUAAUUAAGGUGGCUGUGAACCAAAAUGCUUGGUUGGACUUCUACUGGGUGAAAACUUUGGAAAAAUUGUGAUCCUGUGUACUUCUCCAAGAGUCACCAUGUUAAUGAUCUGACACCAAGAUUCUCCAGUCACCUUUUGACCUUGACCUCAACCUUGACCUGAAGUCAACAUGGCAGUUCAGUGGCAGAAACUGAAUCCGGCGCAGUUUCAGCAGCUGCAGGAGUACAUGUCAUACUCCUCUAAGAAGCUGACCGAUGUCCUAGAUGAGUUCAAUGGCAACGGAGCCUUGUCCAAAUAUAAUCGAGAUGAGCCGAUCGACUAUGAGGGGUUCCAGCUGUUCAUGGAAAUUCUGAUGGAAUCCUCAUUAACUGAAGAAUUGUGCAAGACUCUCUUUUUGUCUUUCAUGAAGAAACCAGUCCCCCAAGGGGCCAAUGUCGGUAAGGAAUUCCACAUCCGUGAUGUGGCUGCAGCAAUGGCAUCACAAACUUUGUGUGCACCAAUCACCCACCAGACGGCUGAUAUCCACCUCGAAAAACCAGAAAAGCAUCAUGGUCUUGCUGAAAAGCUCCAUGGACUUACCGAGAAGCUUCACGGCCUUGGUCAUCAUGGCGGUGAGAAAGGCCACUCCCGCCAUGAUAGCAGCGGUACCGAUGCUGGGAGACGAAGUAGAGCAGGUUCGACAGGUGCGUCGACCCACCCGUCAGUGGCAGUCAACCAGCAAAUGGACAAAGUCCACCACGGUGAAGAUGGGGCCCCCAAUGAAGCGUCCAACCACUCCCGGUCAUCCUCAAAGAAGUCAAGCCACAGCAUUCACAGUGUUCAUAAUGGUCCAUUACUAGAGGGCACAGACCCUUGGAUCCGACAGUCCACUUCCUCUCUCCUUCGCACAAACGUGGACAUGAAAGCCAUGAAGAACCGGUCAGCCAGUCUGGACAUCAAGACUGGACACAUCUACCUAAAGGACCUGGUGUGCUACUUGUCUCUGCUGGAGGCAGGGCGCCCUGAAGAUAAGCUGGAGUUCAUGUUUCGACUGUAUGAUUCCGAUGGAAAUGGCAUAUUAGAUUCCAGUGAGCUUGACUGUAUAGUGAACCAGAUGAUGUCGGUGGCAGAAUACCUCGGCUGGGAUGUGUCCGAGCUCAAACCUAUUCUGCAGGACAUGAUGAUAGAGAUAGACUAUGAUGCUGAUGGAACAGUGUCACUGGAAGAAUGGAAGAAAGGAGGAAUGACGACCAUUCCCCUGCUUGUUUUGUUAGGCUUAGAUACAAAUGUUCAAGAUGAUGGCACGCACGUUUGGAGACUGAAGCACUUCAACCGGCCUGCCUACUGUAAUCUGUGUCUCAACCUGCUGGUGGGGCUGGGCAAGCAAGGGCUCUGUUGUACAUUUUGUAAAUACACGGUGCACGAGAGGUGUGUGCAGAGGGCGCCAGCGUCAUGCAUUACUACGUAUGUCAAGUCAAAGAAGACCUCACAGACGAUGAACCACCACUGGGUUGAGGGCAACUGUGUCGGCAAGUGUGACAAGUGUCGCAAGUCAAUCAAAUCUUACAAUGGAGUCACGGGGCUUCAUUGCCGGUGGUGUCAUCUCACGCUUCACAACAAGUGUGCGUCCCAGAUGAAGCCAGAAUGCGACAUGGGAGACUACCGCGACCACAUGUUACCUCCAACCACCGUCUGCCCAGCUGUGCUGAAAUAUUUUGACACCCAUCCACAUCACAAUCCUCAUGAUCGGCCCCGGCCAGGCAAGACGACGCCCUCCAACCGUGAGAGUCAGAGUCUGACGCAGCUGGACGGGAUCAGUACGGAUGGGGAGGAACUAAGUGGGGGCGACCUGAGCGGUGAACAAAGCCCCAGUCAGCCAUGUCUUGAUAUGCUACCCUCUCCAGCACCAGGCCCUGCAGGUCAGAGCUCCUUCCAAAUCACGCCAAUAGAUGGGACACAUCCAUUGUUAAUAUUCAUCAACCCGAAGAGUGGUGGCAAACAAGGGGGCAAGCUUUUGCGGAAGUUUCAGUAUUUAUUAAACCCUAGGCAAACAUACGACAUGAUUAGGAAUGGUCCAAUGGUGGGGCUUCAGUUUUUGAAGGAUGUACCAAACACUCGUAUUUUAGUGUGUGGUGGUGAUGGUUCUGUUGGUUGGUUACUUGAUACAAUGGAUAAGUUGGCCUUGAACUAUCAACCUCCAGUUGCAGUGCUACCUCUUGGAACGGGAAAUGACCUUGCUAGGUGCAUGCGGUGGGGUGGAGGUUAUGAAGGCGAGAGUCUGCUCAAGGUGUUGAAGCGUAUUGAACACAGUACGUGCAUCAUGCUGGACCGAUGGCAGAUCGAGUUCAGCAAACCCGAGGGAACUGAUGAGGAGGAGGGCGACCCCAUCCCCUACAACAUCAUCAACAACUACUUCUCCAUAGGGGUGGAUGCAUCAAUAUGUCAUCGAUUUCACAUUAUGAGGGAAAAGCAUCCAGAAAAGUUCAACAGCCGGAUGAAGAACAAAUUUUGGUAUUUUGAGUUUGGCACAUCGGAGCAGUUCAGCUCUACUUGCAAGCAUCUACAUGAAGACAUUGACAUUAUGUGUGAUGGUUACUCUCUGGACCUGGCCAACGGCUCCCCCCUGGAGGGUAUUGCUCUUCUCAAUAUUCCAAGUAUCUAUGGAGGUACCAACCUGUGGGGCGAGAACCCCAGCCAGAAGAAACGACGGAAAGCUCAAAAAGCUAAGAAGGACAAAGACAAAGAGUUCUCCACGAGCAGCAUGUCGUCAGCAGAACUCAACAUUGCUGUGCAAGAUGUUGGGGACAAGCUGAUUGAGGUGGUGGGCCUGGAGAACAGUAUGCAUGUCGGUCAGGUCUACGCCGGACUGCGGGCAUCCGGCAAACGUCUUGCUCAGUGCUCACAAGUUGUCAUUAGAACAAGGAAAAGAUUUCCAAUGCAAAUAGAUGGGGAACCCUGGAUGCAACCACCGUGCACUAUCUAUGUUACACACAAGAACCAAGUGCCCGUACUGAUGGCGCCCCCGUCAAACAAGAAGUCCAAGCUUUUCAAACUGUUCAAGAAGUAGCUCAGUCUGUGCAGUGAAGGCCGGCCUUGCGUCGUUGAACAUUGUGGAUCAGCAAGUUGAGCCUUUCCCAGCUAUUCUAGCGCAGUAGCCCGAGGUCCAUAUGAUAGGCUGAUGCAGGUCAUCGCUUUUACCAGUUGUAGCCCCGGUCAAUAGCCAUGGCCACUGUCUCGGCAAUACUUCUUGGUGCAAUAUUAAACAACCAUAGCUUCUUACAUAGUGGCAUCCUCCCAUCGCCCAUCUUGUUUCUUGUUAUUGAGUGUAGCCAGAAUCCCACCUAAGUGGUUAUCAAAAUUGUCAUUUCUUUGUUGCCAUGGUUACCUCUAUUACAUUUUGAUAAUUUAUAUCAUUUAGAUUUCUAUUUUGUGUUUAUAUUUGACAUAGUUACAACUUCAUGAUAUACUUCUGUAUAUUUUUUUCCAUUUUUAUUCAAUAUUCAUAUUAUAGUUUCAGUGUUAAUUUCAUAGAAAAUUAUUUCAAUUUUUGUAGUGUUUUGUUUUUGUAUUAUCAUUUUUUGAAGUAAUAUAUAUUUUUUGUAUUUUGUACCCUCCUCAUUUCCAGGAAUCCGAAAUGAAGCAACAGAUGGGUGUUAAUUAAUCAGAGAAUUAUCUUGUCAUAAUAUUUCAGUUUAGGUCAUUUUCUAGAAAAAAACAAAUCAGUCAUAAUAGUAAAGUGGACCUCCAUAUAUUGAGAGACAUUUUGAUAUCGCUAUAUACUAUUUUCACUGUGACACUCAGGUAUUUUAUUGAUGUGCAAUUUGCAAUAUUUGAUAUGCCACAUCACUAAAGGUAAUAUUGUACCAAGAAUUACAUCACUGAAACCCUCUUCCCUAUAUAUGCCUAUAGACUAUUCCAUAUGAAUGUGUGGAAGAUUCCAAGAAUGCAUGGUAGGGGCUAUAACAUAGGUCUAGAUUACAUCAACCCCACAACCAAUGGGCAGCUAAAUAAGAUAAUAAUUUCAAUGCCAAAUAUAUGUUUUUAGUGGUGUUUUCUGACACUGUUCAUGGUCAAAUCCGUCGACAGAUGUAAUAAGAAUAGUCUUGUGGAUGCUGAUUAUGUUUAUUUGAAGGCUCAAUCAUGUGACCGUUUUCACUGGCCUUAUAAUUAAGCAAUUAUCGAAGUGUUUCCACAUCUGUUACGACAGUCUUUGUCAAGACUGCCAUGAUGCACCAUUAAAAGGUUAACAAAUAUUUCAAGAUAAGCUGUCAAGAAUGGGUGUGUUGAUACUACUCUCUAAUGAUACUACUCAAAAAAUGUUAAACACCAUCCGAUUUUUUCAUAUUACUAUACUUAAUCAGGUGGUCCUUAACUAUUUUUUUGUAGUAUAUAUAAUGUCAACGCCUGAGAAUAAUCAAUCUUGAUUAUCUGCCUGAACAGUUUCCAUUGGGCGUAAAAGGCGAAAAAGCCGUGUAAAUUUAUAAAUGUAUCACUUAAAAUCAGUGGUGACACCUGGUGUUCAUAAAAAGGGUAAGCAGGACCUGCUCUAAAAGUAACACCCGUCAAAGAAAUCCCAGUUUAAAUCUGAACAAAAGGGGAGUAGAAUAACCCAGUGGGUUUGCCCAAGUGAACAGAAGGACAAGGUUUGAAUCCUAAGAUGGGUACUAUUUGUGAAACCCACUAUUACUGCAGGAAAUGUUAAGUGUUGAUACAGCGUUCUUCAUUACUCACUUUUCUUUAUUGAAUAUCAAGAAUACAUUCAUUCUCCUAAAGAGUUAUCUUGAGUAGGAGGGAGUUAAAAUUUAAUAUCACAUCAGCAUUACUUCAGCCAUAUUAGGGGUUUAUAUGAUAAAAUCAGUAUCGACCAUGCUGUUUGAGAAUCUGAAGGAGUUUAUCCAGUAAGGAGUCUAAAGAGGUUACUGCAAUUAUGCAAAUAGUCUGAUAAUUCUCUAUUUACGCAUUCUGAUUGAGAAAGGAAAAUAUAUACUACUCAAAGAAGUUAAGGAUCACCCAAUUCCAAAUAUGACUAUAGUUAAUCUGCCAUGGCCAUUGACAGAUAUAUCAAAGUUGCAUGAAAGAAUCAGGUGGACCUUAACUUAUUUUCAGUAGUAUGUUUGUAACUUUGUCAUAGGGAUGGAUUUAUUAUCUAAAUUGUGGACAUUCUUUACCAAAGUCAGGAGACACUUGAUAUUGUUUAAUUUUAAGGCCCUCUUUCAUUACAAGGAAUAAUAUCUCUAUAAGAUUCAUGGCAGUUCGUGGCUCGUCAUUGUCGUAAUUAACGACGUUUUUUAGCCUCCCAUGCCUCUGUCAGACCUUCAACCCAAGUUUUUUUAAUCCUAUAAGUAUUUUAUUUCCUGUCCAUUGAUCUUUAUGUGCAUACAUGCAUGGAACAGCAAGUUUGCAAAACCUACUUGUGAUAUAUGUAAACAUAAUGCCUUCUGUAUACAGUGAUGUUAUUGUUGUGUAUAAUCGAUUGCACUUCUGUCAUGCUUGUGUCAUAUAAGUUUGGUGUAUAUUGCUAUGCCAGCCAGCCAAACAAGAGCUUAUUCAUGCUCUUCCCAAGGUAAAUCUACAUGGAAAAUUUGACCAUUCUUGUGCCUAUUUCUAAGUAGAAACAUUAUCUCUAUUGUAGUGUGCCAGUAAAGAAAGGACUCUCUGUAGUAGUGUUCAUAGAUUUCUUAAAUGUAUGACCUGUCUGAUUCAAUAUCAGACCUCAAUACAGUGGAACCUUAUUAAUCUGGACAGUACCAAUUCCAGGGAAUUCAUUCAGAUUAACAAAUUUCAGGGUUAAGUGUCUUGGUUUGGACUGAUGUCUCUACAUAUAUAUAUAUAUAUAUAGGCAUCAGUAAUCGUAUCUGGAUAAACAGGGGUCUAGAUAAAUGAGGUUUCACUGUAUGUGUAAAAGUACAGUUUGGGUAGGUUUCAUUUUAAGAUCCAUCUAAUUUGUGGUAGUUUUCUAGUAGAAAAAAGAUAGAGUGAUUUUUAAAGAAAUAUGAUUUUUGUGGAAGAAGUUUUUAGAUUAUAGAAUAGAACGUGUAUAGGUCUUGUAGCCAACCACCAUACAGCAGAUAGAAGGGCCUAGUAAUGUAAAUGACAUUGAAUUCUGCAGGAGUGAAUAUGCUUUUUAUUUUCAUGAUGAAUAUAUGGCAUUCAUUUCCUUAAGACAUAUUUUUUUCGAAAUUGUGUAAUUUCAGAACGAACAGGAGAACAUUGAAGCUUUCAAUUUUGCUCUUUUUUUUCAGCAUCAGUAGUCUUUUCAACCUUGUAGAGAUUUUUCUUGAACUCUAGGCUUAAAAAAUUGGAGACUAUGCAUGAACUACAAUCCUUCCUUAUGAAAUAAGCAGUAUAAUAGCUUUAUUGAAAUAUUAAUAUAUUUGAGAUACUUCCUGUUGAUUUUGUAGUUUUAUAAAUCUUUUUCCAUAUGGUAUAGAACUGGAUUUAUUCUUUAUCUGAUUCGCAUUUAAUACUAUACUCUGUCAUGAUUCAUAUCUUCCAUCAACGCACAAAAUACAAUUUCAGUAUAUUAUAAUCAUUAUUGGACUGAAUAUAUCAACAUGUUUGUGUCCAAUGAAACAAGGAAACGUCAAGAAAGAAAGCAAUAAUGUUGUGUUAAUUAUCACUGAGGAAGUAAUGCUAUUAGAUAUACAGCUUAUCGCAUGCCUGAAAAUUCAUGUUAAUGUUUAACUAUGUCAAAUGUACCAAAAUGCACUAGUAUUCAAUAUGUAUACAUACAUCAUAGUGUGUUCCUUGAAGGGAGAUAAGCAGUAUAUAAAGGGGAAUAACUCUUGUGAGUUGGGUAAAUUGUCAUCAACUAUGACUGUAGCCGGAGUUAGAGUUACCAGUUUAACAAUAUGUUUUAUUUUUACUCUAUUAUGCAAACAGUUAUACAUAUUCAAAUACGUUGUUUCAUUUAGGGAAUUUUGAGUUACCUCCCUUGGUCAUGCAUAGCGAUAGCUUGGUUAGGCCAUGUUAUACAGCCAUGUUGGAUUGUGUGGUCAGGGCAGUUUUUGACCUUAUUCGUUAAUUCCUGCAUAUUAAAUUCAUAAUGAGGACAACUAUAUCCAUGAUUAUGUAUCCAGCUUCUGUUUGUUGUUAGUCUUACAACCCCUUAAUAUUUAUCUAGUUGUUAGGAUGUCAUAUCUCGUUAAUAUUUCUUUUCAGAUAUUGUAUACCCUAAUCAAAAUGUGUUAUUAUUUUUGUAUUCAGAAUAUAUCAUUAUAAUGUGAAGUCAUGCACAAAAUAGUCCAUUUUUUUCCAUUUAAUUACACAAAGUUUUGUUAACAUAUGUCUGUUUCAAAAGAGCAGCCUAAAUAUUUAUCAUAUACAAGUAUACUCUGCAUAGUUGCCACUGGUUUUGGCUGUGAUGUGCGCAGGUUUCUGAGUGUUUAAGUUAUUCGGAUGAACAGAGGUCAGCAUUCUGUAUUCCUCGUCUAGUACUCUCCUGCCUUUCUUCAUACAGUAUUUUUAUGAAAUAUUUUCACUAUUGUACAUUGUAACUAUAAUUUACCGUACCAAACAUGGGCCUUGGAAAAGCAACAGUACUCACAAAAUACCCAUUUGAAACCAUUACUGAUUUUCAAUCAUACUGUUCUGAAGUCAUACUUUUGUGAAAUGGAAUCAUUUGUGCUUUUGUUGGUAGGGUUAUAUAUACACUUUGUUAUGUCAGUAAUGUUUUGCAGGAUGCUGUUUUCAUGAGUUUACAAAACUGAGACAAUUUUCAAUUUUUUAACUUUGAUAAAAAGAUUAUAUAAAGAGAGAAAGCAGUUGAUAAACAAGUUUGUAAGUAGUAAGAAUUUGAUGUGCACAUCAGGUUAAAAAGAGAUAAUAAGAUAUGUCUUAAAACAAAGUUUUGUCAUUCAAAAUAUUUCUAUAAGGAAAAAUCAAAUCCUUAACUACAUCUUAAGAAGCAAAAUGUUGAAAUAGAUGUUGGAAUACAAGAACAAGGCAAUUAUGAUGAUGAACACUAUAGGUUUUGUGAUUUGGAAAUCAGAAACCUUACAAUUGUGUGUCCUUUUAAGAUAUACUACUCAAAAGAAGUUAAGUUAUUUUGACUUCUUUAACUUCUUUGGAGUUGUAUUUUUUCAAUAUAACCUUCCCAUAAUAUUGGUCAGUCGUCUUUCAUACCUCAUGCAUAGUCGCAACAAGUCUAUACUGGAUACUUCCAGGAGAGAUGGCAGUCCUUGUGUAUAUAUUCAGGAACUAUCCAAGAAUAGUGCAGUAUUUGUCGGUAGUGAGACUUUCUGUGGCAGUUUCUUCAAUCGACCAAUCAAAAAUCGGUGAAACUAUUAGAUCUGAGUGUCACUAUAUAAUUAGGGAACUACUUUAUAUACAACCAUAUAUCAAUUCUGUUUUAGUAUUCAUGUAGAAAUUGUAUACGUUUUUUCUUCUUCACAUUAUAAGCUAAUAGUCGUUUUUGACAAAUUGCGUUAAUUAUUUCCUACUAGUUGUUGUUUUUGUGCACUUAUACGGUUCUACACUCAUGCCAUGCCAGUCUGUUUUAGCCAUAACCUAUUGUGUCUUGAACAGAACCAUCCCUAUUAAUUAGUAUAUCGGUUGACAGUAUAUGUUAGUGUAUAGGGGAUUCAGACAGUGCUUUGCUCAACUCUCCUUCGGCUUUAGCCUGAUAUUUCUGCUUUUAUUGCUGAUGUUAUAUUCAACUUGUUCCACCAUGAUCUCUGUAUGAUAGUUGUAAGGUAUUUUCAUUUUGUUAUGUUAUCAUAGCUUCCAACUAUCCCCAAUAUUUCGUAUUUGUUACGAAUUUCCAACUCAAGUAUGAAUUCAUACUCAAUUCAUACAAAUAAUAUGCCAAACCACAAAAAAUAUCGCAAGAAUUUUUUUUUCAUAAACGCAUGUAAGGAAAGGUAAUUACUUAGCCUUACAUCGUCUGUAAAAAUAUGAAAUGAAUUCUUACUCAAUUCAUACAAAUAAUAUGCCAAACUACCAAAAAUAUCGCAGAAUUUUUUUUUCAUAGACGCAUGUAAGGAAAGGUCAUUACUUAGCCUUACAUCCUCUGUAAAAAUAUGAAAUGAAUUCUUACUCAAUUCAUACAAAUAAUAUGCCAAACUACCAAAAAUAUCGCAAGAAUUUUUUUUUCAUAGAAGCAUGUAAGGAAAGGUCAUUACUUAGCCUUACAUCGUCUGUAAAAAUAUUGCGAGGGCAUUCAUUGACUGGUAUAAAGUCUAUUUAUAGUGUUGCACCUGCCCAAAUGAGACAGUCCAGUAUUUUUGGAAGCGGCUUCAGUCGAUGUAGAAAUUAGUGAUACCAUUAUCAGCUGAGUUUCGGGAUAUCGUCGGGCUUUGGUGUCCUGACCAUAAGAUCGUAACAAAAUACAAAUCGUUAUAGGGAUGUUGGCAGCUAUGUGUUAUUAAUAUUGAUGGACAUUUGUCAAAGAUAGUCCCACUGUUACAGCCAAAAUGGUUAAAGCUGUGACACUUAUUUCACACCUGUCAUUGAAGAUAAAAGAGGAGUGUCUAAGUUGCUAGAAGUCAUAAUAG
Messenger RNA from Haliotis rufescens (red abalone), 10359 nucleotides. RefSeq names its product diacylglycerol kinase beta-like. The transcript has 28 exons. Gene Ontology annotation, biological process: lipid phosphorylation; intracellular signal transduction; diacylglycerol metabolic process. Gene Ontology annotation, cellular component: plasma membrane. NCBI's taxonomy places the organism in Eukaryota, Metazoa, Mollusca, Gastropoda, Lepetellida, Haliotidae. The record is from RefSeq and is a predicted model, not a curated record. Gene Ontology annotation, molecular function: ATP-dependent diacylglycerol kinase activity; calcium ion binding. The coding region runs from base 1056 to 3932 and encodes 958 amino acids.